CUAAUUAUGCAAUAUGAAGAACAACACUCAAGAAUUCUAAAAAAUAACCCAAAGAUUGUAUUAAACACAAACCCACACACAUAACAUUCAAUCCAUACAACCUAUCACAUUUCUAGGCUAGGGUUCACAACACACAAGUAAAUCGGAGAACCACUCCAUGACUAAGAAGAAGAAACAACAAAGAAGAAGAGAAAAACCAUGGUAAAUAGCUUCUCUUCAUUAGUUGCUUGGAUUGCCUCCUUGGAGGAGAAAUCUUCACUCUUCAAGCCUUGGGUAGAUUAAGAACUCCUUCUUCCUCCUUUGGUUCGUGACUUUCUCUAUCUAUCUUAAGAAGAAGAAGCCAAUCUCACUCUAGAAGUCCUCCUCUUUUGUUUCAUCUCACUCCUCCUUUUAUACGCCAAUUGGGCGAUUCUCAUGAUCAAAUUUCACGACCGUGAUCGCGAAGGCUUGCCCGUGAACUCGAGCAAAAAUGCGUUGUUUCAUUUAGAAUCUUCACGAUUGGGGAAAAAAUGUCACGGUCUCCCGCUCGUAAACUUCUAUUUGCCCACGAGGCAUGCAAAAGCUCCUGGAUCCCGUCAAUUUCACAGUCUGGGCCCAAGUGUCACGGUCUCCAGCGUUGUGAUAAUGCUCCUCAGGGGCGACUUCUGCCAUUUUGUCCAUUUCGCUCCAUUCUCGCUCUCUUUUGUUCGACUUUCGCUCCUGAGGUCAAUUUCACCUGCUAAGACCUAAAACAUGCUAAAAAUAUGCACAACCUAGUGUAAAAUUGAACCUCAAGCGAUGAAUACGCCUCAAAAAUUACAAGAAUAUGAGGUGAAAACAUGUGUAAUUGAGCCCGAAUCAAAAUCUAAAUCCAAAACUAAGAAAGAAAACAAAAACUUAAACAAGUAAAGCAAAUCCGCCCAUGACAUAACCCUAAUUCUCAAAGGAUUUUAUUAAUCUUUACUCCUUCUAGGCUAAGUAAUUGGAAAUCGAGAAGUUGGUACUGGUUUGUCUUAAUGGAGACAAAGAAGAAUCGAGAAGUUGAACCGAAAAGAGGACAAAAAUGACUAGAGGGCUAUUGAAGUGAGAAAAAGAAGAGAGAGCUACUUAAAAUAGUGAAAAAUUCAAUUAAUAUGUAUAUGUAACUUUCUAAAAUUUAAUUUAAUAAAAAUUUAAUUAAUAAAUACUACUUAACUCCUAGUCUGCACGGAAGAAUUGCAUGCAGCAGAACGGUAUAGCACAUGCAGAGUUAUUGGGCCUGUCCGUUCCAGAAAUUAUGGGCCAUUAGUAUCAGAGACAGAGCUGAGACGGUACGGGCCGCGACCCAAAAUUAGCUGACACUGGACUAUCCGAAGACGAAGACGAAGACUGUCGCAUAGCAUGAGGUCCGCAGUUUAAAGGCUAGCAACUCGAAUUAGGGUUUUCUCUUUCCCCCUUUCUGUAACUGCCGGCGCCUCAAGCUACAAUCCCCCCACUUUCCGUCUGUCGGCAUCGCUUUUCGUCACAACAGAGGAUCAUCUUCGCAACGCCAUCAUGGGGAAGACUCGUGGAAUGGGAGCUGGUCGCAAGUUGAAAUCCCACCGCAGAAGACAGAGGUGGGCUGAUAAAUCCUACAAGAAAUCCAAUCUAGGCAACGAAUGGAAGAAGCCUUUUGCUGGCUCAUCUCAUGCUAAGGGCAUCGUUCUGGAGAAGAUUGGGAUUGAGGCCAAGCAGCCUAACUCUGCCAUUAGGAAAUGCGCCAGAGUUCAGCUAAUCAAGAACGGCAAGAAGAUUGCAGCUUUUGUGCCCAAUGAUGGUUGCUUAAACUACAUUGAGGAGAAUGAUGAGGUUCUGAUUGCUGGGUUCGGUAGGAAGGGGCAUGCUGUCGGAGAUAUCCCCGGGGUGAGGUUUAAGGUUGUCAAAGUGUCUGGUGUGUCUCUUUUGGCUCUCUUCAAGGAGAAGAAGGAGAAGCCACGAUCUUAACUUCUUGAAAUAACUCUUGCGAAAUUUACUCCAGUACUUAGACCCAGAUGCUUGUAAUGAGUGAGUUUCUACUGCAGAUCUCAUCUCUGCAGUUUAGAGUGGAAAACACCUGCCAAAGAUCUAGAGUAUGCCUUUGUAGUAAUCAACCUUCAGCUUUGUGUUUUAAUGGCUUCUUCAAACAAAGUUUUCUUAUGUAGUAAUCAACCUACAGAGGAACUCAUCCUUAUCGUUACGGUAGCUACGCAUAAUGUAUCCAUACUGUUACAUCUUAUCUUGAUUCUUGGGCAUGUUUUUUUUGUACAUGGGAUGUGGUUUAGAUCAGGUAAUACCAACAUUUCCCAUAUCCCAUCAAGUGGGGAAACGUGAAGAUUGUGUUGCUCUAAACACUUCAGAUAGAGACGAGGCAACCGUUGCAUUUGAUAAAAAUCCUCGUCCGGGCCAUUUGGAGUUUGCACCCUCAUCAUAUAUCAGCCAUUUAUGUCCCCAAAGCAAAUGGGUUCUAAUGGAUGUGUUAAAUUGAAUCAAAUUCAUAAAAUCUGUCUGUCUACUAUAAAGAUUCAAUUAAUUC
Messenger RNA from Linum trigynum, 2509 nucleotides. The record is from the annotation of a GenBank genome assembly. NCBI's taxonomy places the organism in Eukaryota, Viridiplantae, Streptophyta, Magnoliopsida, Malpighiales, Linaceae.